GAGCACAGCAGCACCAUGAACGCACUGGGAUUCCUUGCAACCAUUGUUGUCCUCGCCACGGCUGUUAACGCCGGCUUCUUCGGUGGCUACGGAGGCUACGGAGGAUAUGGUGGCUACGGCGGCGGCUAUGGCGGUUACGGUGGCUACGGCCUUGGACAUGGAUACGGAGGCUACGGGGGAGGCUAUGGCCUCGGACUUGGAUAUGGAGGCUAUGGUGGAUACGGCAAAGUUAUUAGUAUUGGAUACGGAGGAUACGGUGGAUAUGGCGGCUAUGGUGGAUACGGUGGCUACGGAGGCUAUGGCGGCUACGGCGGCUACGGAGGCUAUGGCGGAGGUUACGGGAAAUACUGGUAGAUACAUCUUCGCUGCAUUGUAACCACUCCACUUCUGUAUACUCGGCAUGCAAACAUCAUCACACAAGUUUUACGAAAUUUCUGUGAAGUAAAGGCUACAAUAAAUGGCCUUUUUCUACAAACA
Messenger RNA from Rhipicephalus microplus (southern cattle tick), 477 nucleotides. RefSeq lists its product as uncharacterized. The record is from RefSeq and is a predicted model, not a curated record. Lineage: Eukaryota; Metazoa; Arthropoda; Arachnida; Ixodida; Ixodidae.